UUUCCGUGAAUUGCUGCCGUGGCACAAAGAGCCACCCUGUCCCCCGCAUGCCUGAAUCCACGGCUACACUCUCAGCGCAUCAUGACACCAGCUCGUCUAUCAUGCUGGUCUCUCAUGGAAUUCCUCAGAUGAUAAUCUCUAGGUUACUCCCCUGUAGGAGCUUCCUGAGAGGUCAUGGAUAACCGGAUUCGUUCUGAGAGCGACGCAACAGCCAUGCUGGAGAGCUUACCACCAUGGCUGGGACUCUUGAAUCCUGACACCUCAUCGCGAGGGUUUCCUUCUCCGCCGUGUGUGCUUUCCUUCGUCCGACAGCUAAAAUUGUCGCGAUGCAAGCUCGGAAACUUGAGGGGAUGAGCCUUCAGUCUGGCCAGUCUGGCUCGUCCGGCACUUCUUGUGCUCACAAGGGUUUCUUCUUUCUGCUGGUCCUUCGCCUCGUCCUUCUCGACGAUGAGGUUUCUGCGUCUCAUUUUCCGCGAGGAGGAACCAGAGGUGACGCGUGGCGGCUCGUUUUGACAGGCUUUACUUUGUUAUUCAUCGAUGCUGAGGUUUCCAGAUUGCAACCAUGAACAUGCUUAUUGGGUUCCGGCAGUCCCAGGUCGUCUCGUCGGCCUCACGUGGCUCGAGCAUGAGAGAUACGAGGGGUAGCGGAGGCGAGAGCUCCACUGCUAGUGAAGGAGAGCUUCAGCCGUGCUCCAGUGAAAUAAGCCAUGGUGGCUCCAGCCUUAUCCAUUCAGAUCAUGAAAAUGAAAGCCUGGUUGAACCGGUGCGUCUCUCGGAGGUCAGCACUCACAGGGGGACGAAUGCACGUGCUGCAUCGUCUUCCUAUCCGAACAGUCAGAUUGGACUGGCAGCAGCAGUGAGCGGAGGAGGUGGACGGAGAUCCUUUGGCCGAGGAUGUGGCAGUCGUGCCCACGCUGCUACUAGAGGUUCUUCUGGAGAGCAUAUUUUGUUCAGGAAAUGUGUCCAGCUAAACCAAGAAAGGGCCGCUAUGGCUGCUGCGUUUGCUGCUGAAGAAUAUUUGAAGCAGGAAGGUUCUACUUAUUGUACUGAUGGGAAACCUAACAGCUUCAUUAUUAAGUCACUUCACGACAUGGGUGUUGGUUUAAGCCCAACUACUGAAUCUGAGCUUGAAGGUUUUGAUCCUGAAGACAGCGAAAGUGAAUCUGACAUGGCUAAAGGGGACACCCAAGUUCAAGGAAUUCAGCAACUCCAGAAAAGCCAUCCUGUUCCUGUCUCAACCCCCCCGCAUCUCCGUGAUGAUUCAGCUCUGGAGCCGUCAGGUUCAGAAAUCCCUGGUGCAACGACACCCUCCCCUCACCCUGCUGACCUGGCGAGCUCGAUUGGAUUUCCAUCACAGAGCAGUGGCUCCAUUUCACUGCCAACAACGCCUCAAGUGUGGACUCCCUUGUACCAGAAUGGAUCAGGGAGGUCAUCCACUGGCACUCCAGGGCUUUCUGGUCCAACCACAUCGGAGCUUGUCGCUGCAACAUCCAGCUUGCGAGCUAGAAGGGCAGCUCUUUUGGCGCUUCCAUCUCUCCAGAUUCCAAGUUUCCUUGCUUCUCCAGGGCCUUAUGAAACUUUCUCUGGCCCUCGUGGAUUUUCUGGGAAUAUGCUUCCAGGAAGUUACAUUCCAUCAGUUCAAGCUCCCCUAGGACAGCUCAGUUCCUUCAACCCACGACCCAACCAGCCACUCCCUGCUCCUUCGUUAGCAUCUGUUGAUUCUGACCCCGAAUUUUUGGGCACUUCAGUAACUUCAAAAACCCCAGGGUGGCACAAGCUAUGGUCAGGAGGAGGGAGCAUGGCAUCAAACGCCUCGUCUUCCAACCUGGCUACACCUGGAGAUUCAUAUCCUGCCACUGUAGCCACUGCAAGGCAGGAAGUCGUUCCAGCUGGUGGGCUUCACGAAAUCUUGAAAGUGGAGAAGUGGGGAGUUUUGAGGGCGGUGCCAGGCCCAGCUUUCUCUGGAUUUAUGUCAGGUCCUUCAUCUCCCGCUCCACCAACUCCUUCACUUCUAGCCCGCUCUCUGUCCAGCGCAGCACACUUUGAUUCAGUGCCAUCUCCAUCAGUAGUUUCUGCGGCUGCUGCAGAAGCAGCAGCUUCUACUGCCGCAUUUGCAGCUGCCAGUGCUGCAGGUGCUGCCAGUCCAUCCAAUCCGCUGUACAAGACUGAGCUGUGCCGGUCAUGGGAAGAGACUGGCGCCUGCCGCUACGGGGGAAAGUGCCAGUUUGCACAUGGAAGGGAUGAGCUUCGAGCUGUUGCACGCCAUCCCAAGUACAAAACUGAGGUGUGUAGGACUUUCAAUCUAAAUGGAACAUGUCCUUACGGCACGCGUUGCCGGUUCAUUCACUACACCUCAGCUUCCACGUCAGCAGCAAGCUCCCCAGCCAUUGGAGCUUCUCCCAUUCAGGCCCACACAAGCAGCUCUCGUAUAGCUGGAUCUGGUGUGGGCCUGGUUCCAUCUCCCUUCAAGUCUCAGCUCUCUCUUCCCAUUGCCAGGAGCGCCUCAUCGUCCUCAGGCAGCGCAUUUUCCACCCCUCAGGGCAGUCCUCGGCGGCUGCCAGUGUUCGAGACCAUCUGUAGGGAGGCAGAUGCCGAGGCGUGUACUCGGUCGCGCAACUUGGAUAGGUAUUAUGGGGGUUGAGCCUGGGAGGUUGAGGCUCGAGGGAUUAGUCGAGAAAGGUUGGGUUAAGUGCAACCGUUUUAUGGAUGCUUGGCUCGGGUGGUUAUUUGGAUUAUUUCAUUAUAUGGUUUUGUUGGGCUGAGAAAUGCCCUUGGGAUCUUUCCAGAGACUUAAGUCCCAGUUGUAAAAGACUUGAGUAGUGCAG
Closterium sp. NIES-67 is the source of this 2825-nucleotide messenger RNA. NCBI's taxonomy places the organism in Eukaryota, Viridiplantae, Streptophyta, Zygnematophyceae, Desmidiales, Closteriaceae. The record is from the annotation of a GenBank genome assembly.